AUGCGCCGGGCGGUCGCUCGGAUCGAUGCGCUCCGCGUCGCUUCCCUGGCCCCUGGCGCCAUUUUGGCCGCGGGGGCCGGAGGGAGAGAGGCGGCUGCGGGGAGUGGUGCGGAGCGAGACCCGCCCAGGCCGUUUUGGUUGCUAUGGCAUCCCGUGAAGAGAUUACUCUCUAUGAAGAUGAAGUAAGGUCUCGCUACGGCUACCUGGAGAAGAUGACAGAUCUGGUGGCUGUUUGGGAUGUUGCUUUAAGUGAUGGUGUUCACAAGAUUGAAUUUGAACAUGGAACUACAUCAGGAAAACGUGUUGUAUAUGUAGAUGGAAAGGAAGAAAUAAGAAAAGAGUGGAUGUUCAAACUAGUGGGUAAAGAAACAUUUACAGUUGGAGCAGCCAAAACAAAGGCUACCAUUAACAUUGAUGCAGUCAGUGGUUUUGCAUAUGAGUAUACAUUGGAGAUCAAUGGGAAAAGCCUCAAAAAGUACAUGGAGAACCGGUCAAAAACAACAAAUACUUGGGUAUUAAGCUUGGAUGGUAUGGAUUGUAGAGUUGUGUUAGAGAAGGACACUAUGGAUGUCUGGUGCAAUGGUAAAAAAAUGGAAACAGCGGGUGAAUUUGUAGAAGAUGGAACAGAAACACACUUCAGUGUUGGUGAUCAUGACUGUUGCAUUAAGGCUGUCAGUAGUGGAAAGCGAAGGGAAGGAAUCAUUCAUACUCUUAUUGUAGAUGACAGAGAAAUCCCAGAGGUUUUGGAGUAGCCUGGAGUUAAUCUGUUAUAGAAAUAAAGAUCAGGGAUUUUCAAUUACUGUGAUAAUUAAUGAUUUUAAUAUGUACUUCCAGGUACAUUUAGUUUGUGCUUUUUAUUUUCUGGUUACUGUAUAUGAAAUUAUUAUAAUCUUUUUGAGGACCAGAUGAAAAUAUCCAAUUAUGUACAGCCUCAGAUAUUAGCAGUUCUUUUGUAAACUAUAUAAAUAUAUAACACUAAGUAUAAGGAGGGGAAGGUGGACUUAAGUAGGGAUUGUUUCAAGGAAAUCUUUGUUACAAUAAUAAAAUGCAAAAUAAAUAAGCAGUGUAAUAUUGAAUUUUGA
Molecule: messenger RNA, 1082 nt
Organism: Dermochelys coriacea (leatherback sea turtle)
Lineage: Eukaryota; Metazoa; Chordata; Testudines; Dermochelyidae
Gene: FAIM
Product: Fas apoptotic inhibitory molecule
Exons: 6
Coding region: 144-752 (202 amino acids)
Biological process (GO): canonical NF-kappaB signal transduction; positive regulation of neurogenesis; negative regulation of extrinsic apoptotic signaling pathway via death domain receptors
Source: RefSeq, a predicted model, not a curated record